CCCGGCGAACGCAACUCCGAGUGCAUGUUUUCCGUAAUAACAAAAAGUAUUUUUUUUUUAUAGAAGUGGUGAUUUAAUGGGAAAAAAUCGAAUCAAAUGAUAGAAAGUGAAAAUUUGGUGUAGAAAAAAAAAUAAUCAGGUGGAAAUGUGUGGUUUGUAACCAAGACAAAUGCAGAGAGAAAACCAAGCCAAGAUUGACAAAGAGAGCAAGCGUGAGAGAAAGAGAUAGAGAAAAGUUAUAAAAAAGGAAAAAAAAAGACUACCGUAAGAGGAAGUGAAUGUGAAAUAGAUGUUUUAUACGUAACAAAAUUACAGCAUUUAAAGUAUCUGUCUACGUGCAACGUAGGAAUUUAAGGGCUUAAAACUUUUACCAAUGUAACUACGUGCAAUCCCAAACAUCCGACAACUAAAUGUUGCAUAUAGUGUAAUCAGCACCGCUGUAACCAAUUUCCAUUUAUUUUUCAUGUGAAACAUUUCUCGCGCGUCUCCUUAUCGCACCAACACAAUAGAUUGAAUACAACGAUGGUUCAUUGGUGAUGCAUUUUAAAUGACACCCUCCGACAAAUGGCUCAAGAGUUUUAUGUGAAGCGAUAAAAUACGAAGUUGAUUCAAACGAGAAAAAAUAAGAGAGAAAAGAGCAAAGUAAAAUUAUUCAAAAAGACACCAAAUACAACAUUCGACGAGGCUAAGACUAUAAGCGUUAGCGAACACACACCGGAAAAAAAUUGCGAGCAUUUUUCUUUUUCUUCCUUGUAAAAACAACGCACCAGUUCACAGUUCGACGGGAAAUAGACAAAGCCAAGGCACACAACACACAGAAAAACGAAGAAAAGAAAACAGAGAAUUCACUUGCGUCAGCAUAACAAUCACCAUCAAGUGCAGCAAAACGAGAACAACUAUUUAUAGAGCAAUAUCACACGAAGAAUCAGCUUAAUAGAAACUUAUGUUGGGAUUUAUGUCUGGACAACUACUUGGCACACUACAAGUGCCGCUCUUUUGGAUAUUCAAGUAAAACGAUGUUGGCUGAUAAACACAUAUCUGCAAUAAAAAAUUGGUGGUGGUGAGAUGGUUGGUUAUCAACCGAGUAAUUGUUUAACAUUAAACAAUCGGAAUCGAUUCGGCUGUGAUGGUGAUGAUGUGGCAGCAGCAGCGGCAGCAGCAACAACGGCUGCAAUACAAACGAAAAUUUUUACGGCAUUUAGCACCGAUGACGAUGAUGACAUUAUUGAUUUAGUUGAGCAUAAUGUGACGGAACAAAGAAAUUACGACCAAUGUAACUGGCAAAAGAGACAACGAUCACAAAGGUGUAUAAUAAACGAUAAUAAUACCGUAUCGAAUGAUUGUCGUGUGAAUGCGCAAAUUUAUCAUGGCAAUUGCAAUAGAAAGAAUAAAAAAUCCAUUCAAUACAUUAAAAUGUGGUUUCGCGGACGAGCCACCACCAUCCGUAAUUCAUCCGUUUCGGUUAUAUUGUGUGCGGUAAUUUCAUUGUUGUUAUUGAAUAUAGACGUUGCCAAUGCGGAACCACACCAACAAUGCGAACCAAAAGUUUUAGAAGAAACGCCACCAGAUCCGUUCUAUGAUUCGUACGAUGUAACAAUUGGUGCAGCCAAAAAGUUGGCCGAUUAUUUGAAUACAAUACGUCCAGCGAAUACGAUAACGGCGGAGAUACGAAACCAAGCGAAUGCCAUCGCCACUGAAUCACUGAUGACGCAAGAAGAUGAGGGUUUAUUGGCAAUUGCAAUUGCAGCCCCAUCAUUGAAAUUGGCUGUCGUACAAUUUCGUGAUAUAAUUGAUAUUGCGCCCGAAGUGUCAAGCAAUCACACCUACUUUCGUUCUUAUUGGCGUGAAUUGGGAUUAGCAUGGAAUCAUACUGAAGGUGCACAAUUCUGGGGACCGCCGUUUCGUGAUUGUGGCGCCUUAAAAGGACGUUGGCUUUGGCCGUUCAGUGUGAAUUUUCAAGCCAAUGGAAUUAAAACUGUUGCCAGCUCAUUCAUAGCCGCCGACGAUGAUCCAUGUAACGAUGCUUUAAGCGAACCAAUUUUUGGAAAAAAACACAGCUGUGAUACGGAAACAACAUUUUGUUUUAAAUCAAUGUUAAAUGAUACACACGGUGGCAGUGGCAGUAGCGGUGUCAGUGGUGGUAGUGUUGGAAAUAAACAACGCACAUCAUACACAUGCCUGUGUAAUUUCGGUUACUAUGUGCCAAAUCAAACGUUGCAAGGAUUUGAUGCGCAGGAUAUGGAAAUGAAUGGCGGCAACAGUGGCGCCGGAAAUUAUUCGUGCAUUCCAUGUCCAGGCGGAUGUGAACAUUGUAAUGAGAAGGGUGAAUGUAGCGACGGCGAACCGCAUGAUUAUUUUUUAACGGAAACUUUAUUACGGUUUUCGAUUGGCGUUAUACUUGGUUCUUGCAUGUUCAGCUGUUUAAUUUUAGCCAUUAUUGUAUUCCGACAAAGAAAAUGCAAGACCAUCUCGAGCGGCAUGUGGACCGUUUUAGAAAUAAUUUUAUUAGGAAUCCUUUUAAUGUAUGCCUCGGUUGGUCUACACUUCUUUCCUGCAUCGACUGUACGUUGCCUGUUAGAACCAUGGUUCCGUGAGCUUGGUUUCAUCGUGUGCUAUGGUGCAAUCAUAUUAAAAUUAUAUCGUCACUUAGUCGAAUUUCGUACGCGAAAAGCGCAUCGAUGGGUAUUGCGUGAUAUUGAUCUAUUGAAAUAUUUGUCAUCGAUGAUAUUUGCCGUUGUAUGCUAUAUGUCAGCAUUUACCGCAUCAUCAAUGGAUCUUAUACAAACGGCUGCACUUGAAGGAUUGCAAGAAGUGCAAACGAAUACAUGCCAACAAAUGAAAUGGGAAUUUGUGACGCAAUUUAGUGAAAUAUUAAUAUUGACAUUUGGUUUACAUUUGGCCAUCGCAAGUCGCAAUGCCAACACACAAUUCCGGGAAAGACAAUUUCUGGUUGCAUCGAUUUCAGCUGAAUUUAUUGUUUCGGUGAACUUUUACAUUUUGCGUGCUAUUUAUCUGAAUUCAUGGGGUCCGGGAACAAUAUUUUUAAUACUUUUUCUACGUUCACAAUUCACCAACACACUGACGAUGGGACUGAUAUUCUUGCCAAAGCUUUGGUACCAACAUAAACAGGGUGCACAUGAUACGAGCCAUCAUGGUGGUGCUUAUGCUGGCAUUUACUUAGGCGAUCCAGACAUUGGCGAAUUGACAAUAUCUGAAAUGAGCCCAGAAGAUAUACGAGCUGAAUUAAAAAGAUUGUACACCCAACUUGAAGUGUUGAAGAAUAAAACACUUCGACAGGAUAAUCCGCAUAUUAGCAAGAGACGAGGUGGUCGUAAGCCUGCACACCGAAGAUUUUCGUUGCAGAAAAAGGGAAGUCGUGAUAAGGCAUUAAGUGCAAAACAUCGAAGUCAUCGUCAUCAUGCGCACGACACCGAAAUGACCGAAGCCGAACCAUCGCGAACACCUGAGGAUUCAGUGUGUUCCGUUGAAGGACCAACGGACACUGGUGGCGAACCAUCCGCAUUUUCAACAACCAAAUCAGGAAUCUAUAAUUAAUCACAUCAAACAACUUAUCGCAUUGCAUGCAUCAAUACACACAUGAUUGUGUCACUAAUACUGUAGCAUAAUUUAUUGACUUAGGCACAUAUGUUGUUAGCUCACACAUACCGCAUAGGGAAAAAACACGACGGGAAAAUAUGAACGAGCCAUAUUGAUCAUUAUAUAAUACAAAAAAAAAAUCAUUGUGACACCUCAUUAAUCUCCCCCCAAAAGAAGAAAAACAAAUUUAAUUCACCAAAUAGCAAAAUUAUACGGAAAUAUCCGUCAAAUACAAGAUCGAUUCCGAAAUAAAUCCGCAUAAAUAAUCAUAAUUAACUAUAAGAAAGUUGCUACAAAAAAAAGUCUUGUAUAGUAAAUUUAAUUGUUUCAUUCUAUUUUUCUCAAAAUAGAAAUUUGCGUAUUUGAUUCUAAAGCGCAAGUAAACAUAAUAAACUAAAACGAAGAAGCCAAAAAAUUAGCAAAAGAUACCGAAAAUUCCAAUAUAGAAAGCUUAAUCAAUACGAUAUAUAGCUUGCGAAACGUAUACGUUUCACAUUUGAUAGUUAUAUAAUUUGAGUUGUGAUUUUUCGUUCAGUUUUCUCUAGUUAAUAAAUCCAUGCGCGCAAAAGUUCAGUGUUUAUUCGAAGCAGCGAACAAAAAUCAAAUAAAUCCAUCAAAUUACAAUCCAAACACAGACAGAUUUCCAUUUUUGUUUUGUUGUGUUUGGUGCGUGAUUGUUAUGCCAAACAGAAACAGCAUACAAAUCCAGUUUUCCACAUUUAAAGCAAUUUUUGUAUCGGUCAUCGAAUUAAUUUUGUUAUUUUUUAAAAUGAAGCACACACACAAUGAUAAUGAAAAGCACACAAUAAUUCAAAAAAGAAGCCAAUUUGUACAUAGUUCUUAAUAAGAAACCAUUUGAGUUAAUUAAAUGUAAAAUUUGAUCAUAUGUCAACAUCUACUAGGUUAUAUAAUUGUCACUUUUUUAAACAAAAUAUGAUACAAAAUUAAAUGAUAUCCUUUUUUAUUUA
Messenger RNA from Contarinia nasturtii (swede midge), 4565 nucleotides. RefSeq names its product probable G-protein coupled receptor 158 (gene smog). The transcript is spliced from 14 exons. The record is from RefSeq and is a predicted model, not a curated record. Bases 1066 to 3555 code for a protein of 829 amino acids. Gene Ontology annotation, cellular component: membrane. Gene Ontology annotation, biological process: G protein-coupled receptor signaling pathway. Gene Ontology annotation, molecular function: G protein-coupled receptor activity. Lineage: Eukaryota; Metazoa; Arthropoda; Insecta; Diptera; Cecidomyiidae.